Molecule: messenger RNA, 1284 nt
Organism: Rhinocladiella mackenziei CBS 650.93
Lineage: Eukaryota; Fungi; Ascomycota; Eurotiomycetes; Chaetothyriales; Herpotrichiellaceae
Exons: 2
Coding region: 1-1284 (427 amino acids)
Biological process (GO): monoatomic cation transport; transmembrane transport
Cellular component (GO): membrane
Molecular function (GO): monoatomic cation transmembrane transporter activity
Source: RefSeq, a predicted model, not a curated record
AUGUCGACUACGCAGACCUAUACCCAAACUCAGUCGAGAGGUCACUCUCAUGGCCAUGGACACGCUCAUGACACGACCUAUCUGACAUCAAGAAAUAAAAAAGAUGCGGGAGUGCGAAUCACAAGGAUAGGGCUGUUCGUCAAUUUGGGGAUGGCUAUUGGCAAGGGGAUUGGGGGGUACCUCUUUCACUCUCAAGCACUGAUCGCAGAUGGCUUCCAUGCCUUAACUGACCUGGUCUCCGACUUCAUGACCCUCGCUACAAUCUCUUGGUCCCUCAAACCAGCAAGCUCUCGAUUCCCCAGCGGUUAUGGCAAGGUCGAAAGCUUGGGUGCUCUCGGUGUCAGUGGCCUGCUUCUCUUUGGUGGAAUUGGCAUUGGAUUCAAUGGUUUGGAUGCUCUCUAUGCACAGUUUUUCUUCGAUGCUGUCGGUCCGGCGCAGGAGCACGCGGAGCAUUCGCAUGGGCUGUUGUCACUCCUUGGACACGGCCACAGCCACGGGCCUUCGUUACCAGAUCUCAAUGCGGCGUGGCUGGCGGCCGGCUCCAUCGCAGUCAAGGAGUGGCUUUACCGAGCAACCAUGAGAAUUGCCCGAGAGCGGAAAUCUUCUGUUCUAGCAUCGAAUGCCGUCCACCAUCGCAUUGAUUCUUUGACCAGCAUCGUCGCCCUUGCCACCAUUGGCGGAGCACAUGUUUUCACCGACGCUUCAUGGUUAGAUCCUGUUGGAGGAUUGAUUAUAUCGGCCAUGGUCAUAAGAGCGGGGUGGAACAAUACCAAAACGGCAUUGCUCGAACUUGCUGAUGUUACUGUGGACGACGAGGUUAAGUCUUCGGUCCACAACGCGGUGACAAAAGCCUUGAAGGGUGACGCGGCGAAGGACAUUCCAGCCGUCACGUAUGGCCACGAAACGGAGAUCAGAGACAUCCAAGGAGUUAAAUCUGGUCAAAAUUACCUCAUCGACAUUGAACUGGCUGUGCCCCGAGAUUUCACCCUACAGCAAAUGGAGACAAUUGAGGAUGCCGUCCGCCAAAGGGCAGGAUCCAAAGUCCGCGGGGUGCGACGCGUUCGCGUCAAGUUUGUCCCCGCCGAGGAUACGUUUUCCACACUUGCCGGCGAUUUUAUUGCCGCAGACGUCAGCCCAAGAAGCAGUCCAGAACCGGAAGAUGGAAAUGGUCAUGACCAUGGCCACGAUCAUGGAAGCGAAAAUCCGGAUGAUCAUAAUCACCACCAUCCUAACGGCCACACAAAACCCCCAAGGAAGAAGAGGAGGAAGAACAAAGAUUCUUGA